CGUUGACACGCCUACGUUGGAAAGUUGGAAGGAGGAAGCUUGAUCGUCGUACGGCGGUGUUUGGUCAUUGUUCAUGGGGGAACCGGUGACUGAGAUUCGUAGUGACAUCAAUCGACCUGUGCCUCCAGGAUGGCAACGACUGCACUCUGAUGAAGGAACUUACUACUGGCAUUCAGCUACUGACACAUCACAGUGGGAGUACCCCACUGGCAACCCUUACCAUCAUCAUGAACAGCACAAUUACAGUAAUGUAACACUGUCAGACAACAAGGUUCUCAUUGAAGAGGACUUGUAUGCAGAACCUCCUAUUGAAGAUGUGCGUACUCUUCAGCAUGUCUUAGAAACAGACAGAAAAACAGGUAUGAAAUCGGUAUAUGUGAAUGUGGAUGGAGGUGGCUUAAUCAGACAGCCAGUUCCUGCACGAUUACCCAGAAUGUCUGGCAGGUCGAGUCAAUCUUCAGGCAAGACUGAAAGAGGAGAUGUCAAUAAAGAUAAUGACAUAAAAGUCAUUGACAAAAUGCAAGCAUGCAACACUUCAAUGGAAGUAGAAAGUGUUCAUAUCAAGCCAAAAGCAAGUCCUCAUUCGAAAUCUAUUGAUUAUGAUAUUCCAAGAGUGGUGAGAUCAUGCUCUCCGCCUGAAGUUGCUACUUCUAGUCAUCAAGCUCUUCGUCGUGUUAAGUCCACUCCAUUGGAAUCAAAUUAUGAUGUUCCAGUGGUUCCACCUAAGCAAGGUGUUGUACAAUCAGAGACUAGAGAUCAUGUCUAUAGAAUUCCACCGACUACCAAACCUAGGCCACAGCUUCCAAAGCCUUAUCGGGCAAAAUCGGGCAAGUCCAUUGAUUCAAUUGAUGAUAGACAAAAAAGGGUACCACCCAAAAAGCCACAGCGUCGUACAAAGAGUGAAAGCAAGAUGUCAACUAGUCCUGAUGAUUUGGACCCUAUCUAUUCACAGCCACCAGAUAGCCAAAUGCCAGCUACAGAUGAGCGCAAUUAUGCUGAGCCACACAACAGCCAAGUGAAGUCGGCUGCUCAGAAGUUAUACAACAAGCUGGAAGGAGGUGUGCGGGAUGAUGAGUCAGCUAAAGAAGGAAAAGCUCUUUAUGAUCAACUGUUGAGUACCUCCUCAGUGCAACCUUUGCCGAUGGUCAACUCUAAAGUUGCUGAAUAUAGUCAUUUGGAGAGUAAAGAGAUAAGAGGUUUGGACGAGAAGGAGAAACUGAGACGAAUGAAAGAAGAGAGGCUAAAGUAUCACAACUAUGAAGAAUUGGAUCAGCCUUUGCAAGCAACCAUGGAACAACUGCCUCCUAAUCAGUUCGUAAAUACUAAACCAUCUAAGUACAAAGAUUUCUCUGAUGAUGAAGCAGUGAAUUCCAAGAAGAGACAGAUACAGGAUGUUGAAAUUGCAGCAGGAACUGGAGAUAAUCUUUAUGAAGUUCUAUCAGAUCAUGAGCGGUUUACUGAAUCAGCAAAUGAUGAUCAGGACGGAGAUGGGGAGAGAACAAGUUUGAAAAGCAUGGAAAACUAUAGUGUAAAGCAUGACAAAUUGGAGGAUGUUGACGAGUUGGCUUGGGAUGACACACCAAUAGAAGCUGCAUUUAGAGCAACACAAUCACCUAAUCCUACAUCUAAUAGCUCUCCAUGGAACAGCACUGCCAGCAGUGAACAGAUUGACAGUGUUUAUGCGGUUGUGGAGCAGAAAAAGAAGAAAGGUGGUUUAAAGAAUGAAGAUGGACUGCCAGAUGGAUGGGAAAUUGUUAAUGACAGUGAGAGAACGUACUACUGGCAUGUACCAACUGGAGCAACACAGUGGGAGAAACCAACAGUUGAGACGAUACAGGAGAGAGACAGAACUUAUACAGCCGAGAAACCACCACCUGUACCAGUAAAGACAGAUGCAGCAAAUUUUUUGGUGGGAGCUGUUCAGUCAUCCGCUACUAAUGUUGAUGCUGAUGUUGGUCUAACGAGUCGAAUGAAAGAACUGAAGUCAGCUGACAUGAGAUUCUCUUCUCUAAAUAUAGGAGGAUCAUCGCCAAACAUGAGAAGACGCUUGAAUAUGACAGAAGAGUCAGUGGAUGGAAUUCAGACAUUCACUGCUGUGAGUGUUGGGUGGGUUCAGUUGGAGGAAAGUCAGUUAUUAGGUGGAAAGGGAAGCUCAGCUGUAAGUGACUCUAUUUAUUAUAUCGUGCAAGGCAAGGCAGUUGACAAAGAUGGGAAUCCUGUAAUAACAGGACAUAUGUGGGAAAAGGAGAAAGCAUUGUAUCUUCAGCUUCAUGGUGUUAUGCUGAAACUUAUUGACACAGAUGAUAAGAAAGUUCUUAUGACUCAGAGUAUUGCAGGCAUUCGGCUGUUUGGGGCAGGAAGAGACUGUGGACAGCACUUUGCAUUUGUUGCUCGGGACAAGGUGACUCGGCGUCAUCGCUGCCAUGUCUUUCAAUGUGACGUUCCUGGCAAUGUAGUUGCUAUGGCAUUAGAACGAGUUUGUAACAAGGCAAUGAAAGAGAGAGAAGAACGGAAGCGUCAAGAGCAACUUGAAGAAGCAGGUCAUGUUGGAAGACGCUUAGCACGGCUGGGUGAUAUUGGUGUCUCAACUGAGCAAGAGAAGAAGUCAUUUGCAGCCACUUACUUGGGCAAGACAGAUGUACCAAAAGGAACGGGUGUGGAGGUAGUGCACAAUGCAAUUGAGAAAUUGAGGGCUUGCAAUCCUCGAACCUGGCAGGAGGUUAUUAUUGAGGUGAUGUCCAGCAGUGUCAAACUUAUAGACCAAAAAACUCAGCAAGUCAUACAAGAGCAUAGAGUUUCUCUUAUCUCAUUUUUAUCACUUGCAAAAGACAAACACUAUUGUGGGUAUAUCACUAGUCCUAGUCGUGAAAUCCACUGGUGUCAUGCAUUUGCAAGUGAAGAGUCUAGUGGAGGUCUGACACGUGCCAUUAAAGAGGCAUGCCAUACUCGGUAUAACAGUGUUGUUGAGUCUCGGCAAGGUCUACAGCAACCAUCUGUGGACAAAAAUCCUGCACUGCCUGUCUCAAACUUUCACAAAACAUCAGCCAUCUCCGCAGGUGCUGGGGCUGCAGUGUCAGCAUCACUUGCUCCUUCAUCUUCAGAUGCUGCUGAUUUGUCAACUGAUGGUACAAGUGGACUUCAGGAAGGAAAGACAAUGAGAGGAACUCUUCGAUCUUUGUUUACAAAGCUUGACCCUCGUCGUUCAACCAAGAAAAGUCAAGAGAGCUUACCCUCUGUUUCUUCCUAUGUACACUACAUGGGCUCAGAAAAUAUGCGAUCACGUGAUCUAGAUUUUAAAGAAGGCCUUGAUGGUGCAAUGAGGCGGUUAAAGAACAGUCGGUUCGUUAUUGCUUGUGAAUGUGCUGUGUCAGCAAGUCAUGUCACAUUGAUUGACAGCCAGAGACGAAGUUUCUCAAAAAGACUUUUUCCCCUUCUCUCCAUCAUGUACAGUGACCGGCAUGAGGAUGUGUUUGGAUUUAUCACAAAUAAAGACAAAAUUCAUGUCUGUCAUGUUUUUACAAAAAUGGGGAAAUGUGAUGUUGAUGCUGUAUGUCAGGCAAUUCAGAGUCGCAUCAAGCAAGCCUAACAAGACAAACUUAAUGAUUAAGCUGUUUGAUUAUUGGACAUUGUUUUCUUAUGGUUGCUUGUAGUUCUUCACAGAACUGUCACACUUGUGAGGCGACAGCAGUCCUCCAAUCAUCUGUGGAGUGUUUUAGUUGUGCAUCUAACAGUGUCAGAUUCUUAAACUUCAUGUUUUUAAUGGUUGUGCAGAUGUACUGUCUAUUUAGUUAUGAUAACAUAAACAUAUAACGUACAAUACUAAACCAUAUGUGGGUCCUCUCUUCUUUG
Messenger RNA from Corticium candelabrum, 3849 nucleotides. RefSeq lists its product as uncharacterized. Gene Ontology annotation, molecular function: amyloid-beta binding; transcription factor binding. Gene Ontology annotation, cellular component: nucleus; cytoplasm. Lineage: Eukaryota; Metazoa; Porifera; Homoscleromorpha; Homosclerophorida; Plakinidae. The record is from RefSeq and is a predicted model, not a curated record. Gene Ontology annotation, biological process: regulation of DNA-templated transcription. The transcript is spliced from 18 exons. Bases 74 to 3586 code for a protein of 1170 amino acids.